AUGUCUAUUGAACCCCAACCAGCCCCUAUCCACGAUGUAAUAAUAAUAGGCGCAGGACCCUGUGGCCUCGCCGUCGCCGCACGACUAGGCGAAGAAACCCCCUCGGCAGUCUUCACUGACGAAGAGCACCAACGCUACCACUGGAUAAAGAAACACACCGGCCGAAUGAACCUCGUACAAGCCCGACACAGCAAGAUUAACGGCGUUCGGGCAAACAAAUGGAACUGCGAGACGAUGUGUCCCAGCGAUAGCAAAGACAAAGGCCAAGAUCGACAACGGCGUGCGUCUACAGACUCUGUAUCUUCUGUUCCAUCACUUUCCGCUUCCUCGACUACAUCGACCUCGUCCUCUGUGUCAACUUUAGUACUUGAUGGAUCGGGAGAUAAAUGGAUGCAACGAUGGAAUAAUGCUUUCAAGACAUUAGAGAUUAAGCAGCUUCGCAGUCCGAUGUUCUUCCAUGUUGAUCCUGGUGAUCGGGAUGGGAUGUUGGCUUAUACUCAGGAGACUGGGCGCGAGGGGGAUUUGUGGGAGAUUCCAGGUUGUGUUGGGAAGGAGAUGAGCAAGCAUAAGAAAAAGAAGAGAAGGCAGGGGGAAAGUCUCACAUAUAGGCCAAUCGGAGGCGAGAUCGACGAACGAGAUCGGAAAGAUUACUUCUCUCCUUCUACGGAUUUGUUCGCCGAUUACUGCGCUUCGAUCAUUGAUCGGUAUGGACUCAAUGAGCCGGGACAGAUCUUGCAGCGCGAGGCUACAGGACUUUCUUAUGACUAUGUGUCUGAUGGCUCGGAGAAGAUCUUCACAAUUUCCACAUCUACUGGAGAGAAAUUCUACAGCCGGGCUGUUGUGCUUGCCAUCGGUCCUGGCGGUGCAGGAGUUUCAAAGAUCUAUCCGUGGAAGCCAGCAAAUGAUCAAGAGGGUGCAGCUGGAUGUUGCCACAGCAUGGAAAUUAAGACCUUCCCCAGUCCUAAUGUACAGGACAAGAUCCAGCGCCGGCAGGAGACAAACGUUGUCGUUGUUGGGGGUGGGCUUUCUUCAGCUCAGAUUGUGGACAUGGCUGUUCGCAAGGGAGUCACCAAAGUGUGGUUUAUUAUGAGGUCCGGGAUGAAGGUCAAACAUUUCGAUAUCAGUUUGCCAUGGAUGGGCAAAUACAAAAACUGGGAAAAAGCAGCCUUCUGGUCUGCCGAUACCGACGAAGAACGCCUCGAAAUGCUUCAAACUGCCCGCAACGGAGGCAGCAUGACACCACGCUACACCAAAAUCGUGAAACAACAUGCCGCCAAACACCGCGCCUCCCUCCACCCAUGCACAGUAAUAAAAUCACACGAAUACAACCCCUCAACCCAAACCUGGACCCUAACAACCGACCCACCAAUCCCCAACCUCCCCCCAAUAGACUACAUCUACUUCGCAACAGGCGCACGCACCGAUGUCCGCGAGAUGCCUCUACUACGCGAAAUGAACGAACAAUACCCCAUCGAAGUCAAGUCCGGAUUCCCCUGUUUAACAAACGACCUAUCAUGGCGUGAAGACGUGCCGCUAUUCAUGACAGGACGGAUGGCAUCUCUCCGGCUUGGACCCGCGGCACCGAAUCUUGAAGGCGCGAGAGUCGGUGCGGAACGCGUAACGUGGGGUAUUGAGGAAGUCUUGCACAAAGGGCGGGAUGUUGGAGAGCAGUGUGAAGGGUUUUGUGGGCUUGGCAACCGGUAUGCGUCGCUGCUUGGGGAUAGUGAUGAAUGA
Penicillium canescens is the source of this 1734-nucleotide messenger RNA. RefSeq names its product FAD binding domain protein. The coding region runs from base 1 to 1734 and encodes 577 amino acids. The record is from RefSeq and is a predicted model, not a curated record. The transcript is spliced from 4 exons. Lineage: Eukaryota; Fungi; Ascomycota; Eurotiomycetes; Eurotiales; Aspergillaceae.